UGAGCCGCUCCUGCUCUCAGAGUUGACGCUGUUGCCGUUGUUCGGUUGCCGGGGUGACAUCGGCUGGGUGAGGCUUGAGGCCGGCCAGCGGUACCUGAAGCGAUGGUGCCCGUUCUGGACGCGCUUUGGGAGGAUAGGGAUGUUAGAUUUGACAUUUCGCCUCAACAAAUGAAGAUGAGAUGUGGAGAGGUCCUAAUUGACUGUUUGGACUCCAUUGAAGAUACAAAAGGAAAUAAUGGGGAUAAAGGUAGACUGCUUGUGACCAAUUUAAGAAUUAUCUGGCAUUCACUGGCUCUUCCACGUGUUAACUUAUCUGUUGGCUACAACUGCAUUAUAAACAUUACAACCAGAACUGCCAAUUCGAAACUUCGAGGUCAAACUGAAGCUCUUUACAUCCUGACAAAAUGUAACAACACACGAUUUGAGUUCAUCUUUACCAGUGUGGUUCCAGGAAGCCCUCGACUGUUCACCACUGUCAUUGCAGUGCAUAGGGCAUAUGAGACAUCGAAAAUUUACAGAGAUCUUAAAUUAAGAGGAGCUCUCAUUCAAAACAAGCAGUUAAGACUUCUGCCACAGGAACAGGUGUAUGAUAAAAUUAAUGGUGUCUGGAAUCUAUCGAGUGAUCAGGGCAAUUUGGGAACCUUUUUCAUCACAAAUGUUCGAAUAGUAUGGCAUGCAAACAUGAAUGAUAGUUUUAAUGUUAGCAUUCCCUAUCUACAAAUUCGAUCAAUAAAAAUCAGGGAUUCAAAGUUUGGACUAGCACUUGUAAUUGAAAGUUCACAACAGAGUGGAGGAUAUGUGCUUGGUUUUAAAAUUGAUCCUGUGGAAAAACUUCAAGAGGCAGUAAAGGAGAUAAAUUCUUUGCAUAAAGUUUACUCUGCAUGUCCUAUCUUUGGAGUUCAGUAUGAAAUGGAGGAAAAGCCUCAGCCACUUGAGGACCUGACAGUUGAGCAAGUUCAAGAUGAUGUUGAAAUUGAACCAGAGGAACAAACUGAUGCAUUUGUGGCUUACUUUGCUGAUACUAAUAAGCAACAAGACCGUGAGCCAGUUUAUUCAGAGGAACUAGGGAUCGCAAUCGAAAAAUUGAAAGAUGGUUUCACUCUUCAAGGACUUUGGGAAGUGAUGGGUUGAACUUCAAGUUCACUUUUCUAUUGGUUUUAAGAAGUUAUUGUGCAGACUACAUCUUGCAAUUUCCGGUAAUCAUUGCUAUUCAAAAAUAGAGUCUUAACAAUUAAAAUUUCUUAUUAUCUUUCUGUUUCAUAAUCAUUAACAUCAAGAUUAAUGUUGGUUAUAAGUUUUUAUCAUCUUUGACUUAUUUAUAGUUAUUAGCGCCCGCUGUCUUUUUAAAGUUUAAACCCUCAUUAUGGUUUUAGCUGCUGAGAAUACAGAAUAAUACUGAAAAUGUUCUGCCCAAAAGUUUCAUGUCUGAAUGGAAUAGUAAUAGAAGGAAAACCCUACCUGAUCCAGGCAGAAAAUUGAGAGACCAAUUCAAAAUGUUUUUAAAAAUCUAAUCAUUUAAAUUAUAGGUUUACCUUCUGAAUGUUAGAAAAUCAGAGGUUCAUUUUAAAAAGACACUGGGAUAUGGCUAUAAUGACAUUCUACUCUCUUACUAAACAAUGGCCCUGUAACCUCAGAUAAGGGUCAGAUGCUUGCCAUUCAGUCCUUUUAUUGACCUGAAUGGCAAGCUGUCAGCAUUUGCCAUCAUUACUCCAGUGAAAGUGACAGCAACUUUGGAAGUUUGCACAUGCGCAGAAUAAUGCAGAAAUCCAGAAGUUGCACUUGGUAGUUUUAUGGUUUUCCAGUGUGUGUGCUGUUGAGGACACCACCCCAACCUCCCCCAUGACCCUCCCCACCUCCGCAAGUGCAAUCCCCAAGCAAUUAAUGAAUUGGAGAAAGCAUCCACUUUUACCCUGCUAGUCUCUGUAAAAACCCUUGGAAAAGUUAGACUUUUUUGAAUGAGGUGUAACUGGGCUUUUAGGAGAAUCCUAAGUUCAUAACUACUGCUAAUAUAACUGCUACAAUAUUGUAUCUAUUUGUCUCUGUCAUUAUUGAUAAAAAUUGUUCAUAUGUUCAUUGUGUAAAAAGCGUGUGUACUUUCCCCAAAUAUUUUUGGGCGCAAUUCUCCUUUGCAAAGGCAGAACACUACCUGAAGGGUAGUGCAGUUGUGUACUGUUCCAGUGAUGUGGGAAAGGGAUUUUUUUUCCAUUAUUAAUGAUUGGGCAACUAAAUUACAUUCUUAGAAAUCGCAUAUCAAAGCCAUGUAAUUCCAUGGAAUUACUGUGCUCUUGAUAACAGAGCAGACCUUUACCCAUUUUUUAAUAAAGAAUUCAAGACCA
Messenger RNA from Carcharodon carcharias (great white shark), 2336 nucleotides. It is a transcript of the gene bbs5, whose product is annotated as Bardet-Biedl syndrome 5. Gene Ontology annotation, molecular function: phosphatidylinositol-3-phosphate binding. Gene Ontology annotation, cellular component: ciliary basal body; BBSome. Lineage: Eukaryota; Metazoa; Chordata; Chondrichthyes; Lamniformes; Lamnidae. The transcript has 12 exons. The record is from RefSeq and is a predicted model, not a curated record. Gene Ontology annotation, biological process: intracellular transport; cilium assembly. Bases 103 to 1131 code for a protein of 342 amino acids.